GUUUGAGCAAUCUACAUAUAUACAUACAUAUAUACAUGUUCACAUGCUACAUCACUAGCUCAGCGAGCAGCUGCUAUGAAGCCCCUCUCCAGCGCCCUCCUCUCAGCGCAAACUUUGCGGCUGCUCUUGGCAAUGUCCUUGUUGGGCGUCAGGCACUGAGGAAGAGGCUCCCGCCGGCUGCCGGGCUGACGAUCGUCGGAGGAGGUCACUUGCUCCGAGGAGCGGCUCCGAGCCGGUGCCGACAACUCGUCAUCCUGCGAUCUCAGGACCCGCCCCUUGGAACGAGACCUUCUCGGAGAGCAUCUGCUCAGCACGUUCUUCCCGUGCGCAUCUUCCAGACGCUUGAGCAAGCGAAUCCCGUCCUCUACCGAUGCUCGACCGUUUUUAGCUUCAAGGGCAUAAAUCUGGAAUGCGUCCCCAAAGAGUCUUGUUGAGGGGGGGGACCUGCAAUUCUUGCUCAUCUUGUCCAAGACCUGAGAGGUGUUUCAAAAAAUCUCAAGUAUUGAGGCAGGAGAAACCUUCUCGCACUCUUUCAGUGAGGCUUGAUUGUGAGCGGCCGAUGCUGAGGCGACUUGAAAGAACCCCUUGUAAAGUGCAGGAUGGUGUGAUAUUCCUAGCUCUUGAGCUUGUUCGAUGAGUUUUUCAGCAUCAGGAACUGUUGCAAACCCCCAUGCUGCAGAGUAAACGUGAACCUGCAUCGCAAGGAUAAAGGUUUCAAGA
Molecule: messenger RNA, 720 nt
Organism: Guillardia theta CCMP2712
Lineage: Eukaryota; Cryptophyceae; Pyrenomonadales; Geminigeraceae
Exons: 4
Coding region: 36-434 (132 amino acids)
Source: RefSeq, a predicted model, not a curated record